AUCUGGGCUUUGUUCUUCCUCUAAAACUCUAAUGAAAAUGGCUGCCAAACAACUGAAGAAGAAGAAUUACACCGAACCCACCUUUUCUUCUGCAACCCUAAUCUCUGUUGUUCAUUCUCCACAGGGAAUAAAGCUGCCAAUCUUGAAGAGAUUAUAUUACCUACUGAUAAAAUCGUCUUGGAUCGAAGCUGAGUUAAAUGACAAUGACAUAUGUAGCCUUUCUGAUGUUCUGUUUGAAGAAGUUGAUGGUAGAUUUGAAGAGUUUCUCUGUGGACGAGCAUCGGCAUCACUCCAAGAACUAGCCUUGCUUUUGAGAUGUUGUAUGGUUUUCUUGAACUUGCUGGUGUCUAACCAAAGUCUUUUAAUUGAAAAAGGCCGAGUUCUUCUUUCGAUACUUCGCACUUUGAUUUCUGUUGAAUUAAAUGAAAAAUCUGAGAGAAUUUCUAUCACAAAUAUUGCUUCCGCAUGUGCGUUGCUUCAGGUAUUUGCGGACGAGCUACUAAUGCAUAAGUCAUUGAGGGAGUACUUUUUGCUAAUUGAUUCUGUGUCUUCCACAAGUGAAAUGCUAUUCAUGUGCCAUUUUGGUCAUGGUGAUAUUGGAAUUGUGAUGGAGGUGAUUGCUGCACAUUUUAUUCUGUCGAUUUCUGGUGACAAAUCAUUUGAAUGUUUCGUCAGCAGUUUAUUUUGGCAGCCUGGCGAAGAUUUUAGGACUCCUGAGAUGAGCCUGAUUGUAUCUUUAUCGUUGCUUCUUAACCCUAUCACGCAUUCUGCACCAAAAAUGUUUCAGCCAUAUUUGAUUUUAUUGGUCUCUGAAGCAAUUGGUGUUUGCAUACGUUCUGAGUAUUUGAAUCCAGAUCUUGGAAUCAUGGAUUGCUACCUAACAGCAUUGGAGAGGUCCAUUAUCUUGUACAAAAGCCACUUUUCCAACUUGCAUAUGGAUGACCUUCCUAUAGGUAGUAACAAUUCAAGUGUCAAAUCGUGUAUGUUUGGAAGUAGUCAACUGGCUUUUGAAUCUUAUCUUCAGCCAGCUACAAAGGACAAAAUUGAUCAUCUAGUUACAAAGCUUAAUGAAUCUUUGGAUUGUUACGUAAACAAUACAGCUCAUAGAACAAAAUCUGACCUGCUGGAUGCCUCUAUUGCAUAUAUAAGGGAGAGCCUAAAUGCUUUUGAUAAAUCAUGCAAAGACAAAAUGUUGUCAAUAUUAACUUCCAUUGUACAUAGAUGCUCUUCCGAUAAUAUGCAUGAUCCUUUGUGGUGUAUUGAGGUCAAAAGUCCCCAGGAUAUAUGUCUUCUUGCUUCUAUAUUGAAGUUAAUGAGUAGUUCGAUGUUGCAAGCAAUUUGGUGCUUGAGGCACAGCAGCAAUUCAGGUUGUCUGAAAACUUUGCAGGAUGUUCUGUUAUGUAAGGAAUAUGAAUUCAUAGUGCAUCUUGUUGGUUGUUUUCAGCAAUUCAAUAUCUGUCUACCAAUUCAGAAGUUUGUGUUUGAUGUGAUGAAAACUCACCCGAUGAGGCAUAAAGAGUCCAAGUGGAUGUUUCUGCAUUUUUCAGGCUUGCUCUCAUUAAGUUAUGUUGUUGGGCUUGAUUUUUUAGUUAAAGACUGCAUCUUUACAAUGAUGUCCUUGUUGAAUCUAUUUGUCUUUGAAGAGGGAGAUUUAGAUGCUCUGUCACCAUUAUUUGCUCCUGGAUCGGAAUUUAUUUCAUCAAGAUCUUCUGAUAAAGUAGGAGAAGCUUUGCUGGAGCAGAAGUCAAGCAAAACAAUUGCAUCAAAAUUUCAAAAGAUGCAGACAACACUCUUCAGCAAACCCACAAAUAUCCAUGAAAGAAACAAAGAAAAACGUGCAGAAACUUCAGAAAAUGCCUUUGUCGUGAAUGAGAUGGAAUCUAAUCUAGGUAUAGAAGAGGAAACAGUUGAACCCUGCAAUGGUGAGGCUUUUCUGAAGUGUCUACNUAUAUUGAUACAUAUUAUUCUCCCCAACUCCAAAAGAGGAAAAUGGAAGAGGGAGAGAUGA
Pistacia vera is the source of this 2008-nucleotide messenger RNA. RefSeq lists its product as uncharacterized. The transcript is spliced from 5 exons. The coding region runs from base 32 to 2008 and encodes 658 amino acids. The record is from RefSeq and is a predicted model, not a curated record. NCBI's taxonomy places the organism in Eukaryota, Viridiplantae, Streptophyta, Magnoliopsida, Sapindales, Anacardiaceae.